UAUAGGGCAUAGGCCUAAGCUAGUAUGACUUUUUCUUAUUCUUCUUCUUCUUUCCCUUUUAUAUAUUCUAUCUCACAAUCAUUAUAGUUUUCUUUCUUUCACUGUACAUAAUUAUUCUCGAACCAUGAAGAGAUCAAUCAGCAAUUUUUUUUUAUUAUUUUUUGAUUCAUUUAAUUUUUAUAUUUUAUUAUUUUUAAAAAUAGCAUACCAAAACAAAAACAGAGGGACCUGACCCUACUAGUUUGGCAUUGUUCUAAACGAAGUUUCAUGCAAAAAUUGAUUGAACUCGCGUCAAAGAAAUUAGGGUUUUAAAUCCGCCAGCUGUGGCUAUUUGUACCUGAUAUGAUGUACUCUUAUGAGUAUAAUAUAUUCAGUUCUAACUAAAAAUUUUGAUACAAAAGAAAGAGAAAAAAAAUGGCACAAGAGUCUCUGUUUUAACAACAGAAGUAGAACACUACUAGCUAUAGUACUAUUUUGGCUACAUAACUAUGUCUUUAUCCCAAGAUUAUUCAAACUUUGAUUUAUAUUGUAACGAAUUAGAAGCUAGUGAUGAUGAUUAUGAUGAUGUCGUUAUAUCACAUCAGGUUUCCAGCUUUAAUGACCAUAUUCUUUCCUCAAAUUCAGAUUUUCUACACAAUGAGGCGACUUCUAUUGUUAACUCCUUUGAUUCUGAAGUUGAUCAACUUCAAGUUUUGGAUUCUGAUAUGAUCCUACGGUUUAGAAACGAUUCUGGGUUUGUCUCAGCUCGAGUAGAGGCUGUCAAUUGGAUAUUAAAGGUUCAUGCUUACUACCAGUUUAGGCCUGAAACAGCAUAUCUUUCAGUCAAUUAUUACGACCGUUUUCUUCUCUCAACGACAUUACCGAAAGGUAAAGGUUGGCCUUCACAGUUGUUAUCAGUGACUUGUCUUUCUCUAGCUGCUAAAAUGGAAGAAAUAAGUGUUCCACUUCUACUAGAUUUACAAACAAAAGAGCCCAAAUUCAUGUUUGAGCCCAAAACAAUUCAGAGAAUGGAGCUCAUUGUAAUGGCUAAUCUCAAAUGGAGAUUACACUUAGUAACACCUUUUGAUUUUGUCCAUUACUUCAUAUGGAAACUUUCAAGUAUUGGGUUUCAAUCAGAAUAUCAAAAUCAUCAUCACAUUCUAAUCUCUCAUACCUCAAAUAUCAUUGUACUAACAUGCCAAGUGAUAGAAUUCCUCGAGUUUUCGCCGUCGACGAUAGGUGCAGCCGCCGUGAUCUGUGCAGCUGAGCAGUACAUUGAUGAGUAUGAUCAGAUAUGGGGAUGCUUCCACCACAGAGUGAGCAGAGAAAGAGUUAGAAAAUGUUACAACCUUAUGAAGCAUAGUAUCUGCCCAUUGCCACAGAUGAAGAGGCCGAAAUUGAAACCAGAGCCUACUUGUGUUAGCUUGCUUGAGGUUGAACCUUCCAAGAUUGGGGUGACAGGAACUUGAUUUAAAAAAAAAAACAUUUGCCUUUUUACAAUUCUUGAAGUUAAUUUCAUUUUUUUGUGUGUUUAAUUUUUUUGCUAAAAAUUGAGUGUGACCCCUGAAAAAAAAAGUGUGACUUUUGUAAGGUGAUUUUGUGAGGAUUAUUCAGCUUAAUACAUCCCACUUUAACUAGCAAAAAGAAAAGGGAAAAAAAGAGGUUUUUAAUGUUUUUGUUGGUUUCAAAUAAUUGAUUGGUGUAAGAAUGCAUAUGUUGACAUUGUUCUCACUCUGUAAA
Molecule: messenger RNA, 1719 nt
Organism: Cannabis sativa
Lineage: Eukaryota; Viridiplantae; Streptophyta; Magnoliopsida; Rosales; Cannabaceae
Product: cyclin-D1-1
Exons: 5
Coding region: 489-1448 (319 amino acids)
Biological process (GO): mitotic cell cycle phase transition; regulation of cyclin-dependent protein serine/threonine kinase activity
Cellular component (GO): nucleus; cyclin-dependent protein kinase holoenzyme complex; cytoplasm
Molecular function (GO): cyclin-dependent protein serine/threonine kinase regulator activity
Source: RefSeq, a predicted model, not a curated record